This is a messenger RNA of Drepanopeziza brunnea f. sp. 'multigermtubi' MB_m1, 1683 nucleotides long. RefSeq lists its product as uncharacterized. Gene Ontology annotation, biological process: transmembrane transport. Gene Ontology annotation, cellular component: plasma membrane. The record is from RefSeq and is a predicted model, not a curated record. Gene Ontology annotation, molecular function: transmembrane transporter activity. Lineage: Eukaryota; Fungi; Ascomycota; Leotiomycetes; Helotiales; Drepanopezizaceae.
AUGGCUGCACGUGAUAUAGACUACGACUCCGACUCCGACUCCGACUACGACUAUGACUUCGACUUCGACUAUACUCUUCGUUCUUUCCUUUCUCUUUUCUCUUUACUCUUCUCUCUUCUCUCUUCUCUUCUUCCAGGACUCAUGUAUCUGAUAUCGUCAAAAUGUCUGCCAGUCAAUCGACUCGAGACCGAACACUCCGUCCAUGACGGUGAACCAGAGAAAUCCCACCAGCAGAUGGAGGGCCAGGAUUGGAAUGGAGAUGCACAUCUACGCCUGGAUUCCCAUGGUUUACCUCUUGUUCCUCAGCCAUCGAGCUUCAAGGAUGAUCCACUAAACUGGCCUUCCCGCCUCAAGUGGGCUGUCCUCGUCCAGGUCGGCCUCAUGGCCUUCCUCGGGCCCUAUAACGCCGCUCUCAUCAACCCUUCGCUUGUCCUUCUCGCAGACGGCAUGAACGUCACACCUAAAGUUGCUGCCUACAGCACCACGACCGGAAUCAUCGUCGGUGGUCUCUCGCCCUUCAUAUGGACCCCUCUGACCAAUUACUACGGCCGUCGCCCCGUCACCCUCCUCGCCAUCUUGAUCACUGUUAUGGGAGGCAUCGGCUCAGGUGCCUCGCCUAAUUUCUCCGCACUGCUUGGAACCCGAGCCCUGUGUGGGUUUGGCUUCGGAGGCAUGAUGAGUGUGGGAACCGCCUGUGUGAACGACAUGUUCUUCUUGCAUGAACGUGGCGAGAAGACGGGUGUUUAUUCCAUCUUUGUGACGAACGGUGCGCAUGUGGCUGCCUUGAUCGGCGGCUUCCUCGGUGGUGCAGCGGGUUGGCAAUGGGACUUCUAUCUCGGCGCCAUCAGCACCUCUCUCUGCCUCCUCGUCGCUCUCUUCUGCUUCCCCGAAACCCUCUUCUCGCACGACCCGACCUUCCUCGCCAAUCGCACCGAACGCACGUACAUGCAGAUGCUCUUCUCCUUCCGCGGCAACAUGAUCCCCGGGCACCACCUCCGCGUCUCGGACUUCCUGCAGUCGCCGUCCAUGCUCAGGUACCCGUCCAUCCUCCUCCCCUUCUGGUACUACACCUGGUCCUGGACCUUCAUCAACGUCAUGCCAGCCAUCUCGCUCGCGAACAUCUACACGCACUUCUACGGCCUCGGGCCGGGCCCUAUCGGCGCCUGCCUCGGCGUCUCCCUCAUCAUCGGCUCCGUGCUCGGCGAGUGCUUCGCCGGCCGCGCCUCCGACUAUCUGGUGCUGCAGCAGGCCGGCCGCCACCAGAACGUCCGCAAGCCCGAGUACCGGCUCUACCUGUGCACGCUGUCGGCCGUCUUCAUGCCGGUGGGGCUCAUCCUCUUCGGCGCCACGGUCGGCAAGUACAGCUUCUACGUCCCGCUCGUCGGCCUCGGCCUCGGCGUCUUCGGCCUGCAGAUCGCCUCGACGACCCUCUACGCCUACACGUCCGACUGCUACAAGCCGCAGACCCCCGAGUCCGGUACCGUGUUCAACCUGUCCCGCGGCCUGUCGUUCGUCGUGGGCUACUUCGCGCUGCCGUUCGCGCAGGAGGUUGGCUACUUCUGGGCCUGGUUCACCUUCGCUGCCGCCCUGUUCUGCUCCUUCCUGCCCAUCGUCGCGCUGAUGGUCUGGGGCGAGAAGUGGCGCAAGGUGCUCGGCGCGCCGACGUGGAAUCGGGAUUUGUGA